Molecule: messenger RNA, 2040 nt
Organism: Magnusiomyces paraingens
Lineage: Eukaryota; Fungi; Ascomycota; Dipodascomycetes; Dipodascales; Dipodascaceae
Exons: 2
Coding region: 1-2040 (679 amino acids)
Source: RefSeq, a predicted model, not a curated record
AUGGACGACCGACUAAUUAACCAUAAUCACCACCACCGUCUUAGUCGCCAACUCUCCUCUGCAAGUCAACUCUCAUCUUUAGGAAUCCCAACCCCUUGUUCUAUCUCAUCAGUCUCAUCAUCUUCGUCAUCAUCUUCGUCAUCAUCUUCGUCAUCAUCAUCUACUUUUAGCUCCACCAACGGUCCUCCUGGAACUUCACAGCACUCUCAACAAACAAGUCCAAUGGACAUUCACAGCUCUCUCCAGUAUGAUAUGCCCUCAAUGGGGUUCCCGUUGACAGCCGGUGGGUCAGACUCGGAUUUAGAAGAUGGUUUAGAUAUGGUUUUACAACAGUCUCAACAACCACAGGAGCAGCAGCAGCAGCAGCAGCAACAACAGCAGCAGCAACAACCACCACCUCAACAACAACAACAACAUCAACCACUUCAACAACCAAGAGGAUUCACUGCAAUCUCUCAAGCACAAGGCCUUCCUCAGUCCUCAUCGUCAUCAACCCAGCAAAGCUUCCUAUCAAGACAUAAAAAACGCACUUCUCUAUCUAGCUCAAAUAGUCAAGGGCAACAGCCAAAUAUGCCUCCGAAAAAACGGCCAAGGAAAAAACCAGUCAGUCAAGCCAUGGCCAAAGACAUCUUGGCUCGCAUGGUUCUAGAACUACGCGCAUCCCACAAGUGGACCAUCGAUGACGAUCUCGCUCGAGCGUUCUUCAGCGUAUGGUGCGACGUACACCGACAGCACAAUCUGGACUCGGGUACCAAAGACAACUUUACACACUGGUUCAAAAAUCAAAAAAAGGUUUUCCGCAUUUACAACUCUGCCGUUAUCAAAAACGGUUACGAAAUUAAUGAACUCGAUGGAACAAUCAACUUCCCGUCGGAAGAAGCUCGAAACGACUUUAUCCAAGCAAAUAUCCAUUUGGCCCCGGAUAUCGCGGAAAAACUUCGUGCACCGUAUCCCCACUAUUCUUUUCUCAAAGAGCUGGAUCUCAAGAGACCACCUUCAUCAUCAUCAUCAUCAUCAACAUCUUCUUCUUCCUCGGCUCUUCUCCAACAAAAACCUGAAGGUUCAACAGUCACGCCGGAUGACCUCGACUCUCCUCUUGACUCGGAAAUAUCACCAAAAGCCCAGGUCUCACAACAACAACAACUUUAUGAUCUGGGUCUGGGACCCCCGAGCUCUUUCCAUUCUCCUCAAGGCCAUCCAACUGCUGCAUCGUCAGCCAUGCCAACCCCAAGUAAUGAUGGCACUCCUUCAUCCCAACAACCCACUCCUAGAGAAGAGUCCAAAAAAAGUCUAAGUCUUAACAACACCAACAACAAUAAUUCCGCAUGGUGGCCACAAAAACCAUUGGCCCCAUACAUGUACUCAGAAACUACAACCCAGAACCACCAGCAGCUUCCUCUACAACCACAACAUAUCUCACAACCGCAGCAACAGCAACAUCAACAGCAACAUCAACAUCAACAUCAACAGCAACAGCAACAGCAACAUCAACAUCAACAGCAACAGCAACAGCAACAGCAACAGCAACAGCAACAGCAACAGCAGCACCAUCAUCAUCAUCAGAAACAUCCACCUCUACCUCCACCACUGCCAUUAUCUUCUUCUACUUCUUCUAUACAGGCUGCUCUCCAACAACAUGCUACCCCCCCUCCUCUGCCACUUCCUCAACCACCACCUCCUGUUCCUCCUCCGCCAUCUUCUGUUUCUGUCUUAUCGUCAUCUUCACCGUCUGUACUAGGCUCUUCUUCUUCGACCAUGUUUCCUGUACAGCCAUUACCACAGCAGCAGCAGCAGCAGCAGCAACAGCAACAACAACAACAGCAGCAUCAGCAACAGGAACGAGUGUCAUUUCUACGGGCGAUUGACGAUAUGCCAUGCUUUACUAGAGACGAAAAGGCUCUAUUUUUAAGUAACUACUUGCCGCACCGAACGGCCGUACUCUUCGAGGCAGUCGACCCGGCGUCGCUGGACGACCUCAGGCGACUGGUACGGUAUACGUUGUAUUGUAUGGAAAAGAAUUACAUUGUUCAACCGGCAUAA